This is a messenger RNA of Trichoderma asperellum CBS 433.97, 717 nucleotides long. RefSeq lists its product as uncharacterized. Gene Ontology annotation, biological process: pyridoxine metabolic process; pyridoxal 5'-phosphate biosynthetic process. The record is from RefSeq and is a predicted model, not a curated record. NCBI's taxonomy places the organism in Eukaryota, Fungi, Ascomycota, Sordariomycetes, Hypocreales, Hypocreaceae. Gene Ontology annotation, molecular function: glutaminase activity. Gene Ontology annotation, cellular component: cytosol; glutaminase complex.
AUGAUGGCCGUCACUGUCGGCGUCUUGGCCCUCCAGGGCGGCUUCAUCGAGCACCUCAACCUGCUCCGCAAGGCUGCCAGCACCGUCUUCUCACAGACCAAAUCCGACACUUCCUUUGAGGCCAUAGAGGUGCGCACUGCCGAGGAGCUCGCUCGGUGCGAUGCCUUGAUCAUCCCUGGCGGCGAGAGCACAACCAUUUCCUUUGUUGCGCAGCAGUCUGGCCUGCUGGAGCCGCUGCGAGAUUUCGUCAAAGUCCAAAAGAAGCCCGUAUGGGGAACCUGCGCCGGCCUCAUCCUCCUCUCAAACCAAGCCAACGCCACCAAAAAGGGCGGCCAGGAACUCAUUGGCGGCCUCAACGUGCGCGUGCACCGCAACCACUUUGGCCGCCAGAUUGAGAGCUUCGAGGCGCCCCUUCAGCUGCCGUUCCUGGCUGGCGAAGCCGACCCUUCGCCGUUCCCGGGCGUCUUUAUCCGCGCUCCCGUUGUGGAGGAGAUUCUCUCAAAGGGCGGGCAAGACCCCGAGGUGGAAGUCAUGGCUAAGCUGCCUGGCAGAAUCGACAGGAUGAAGUCUGGAGUUUCGCAGGCUGUGACCAAGGAUGAUUCGGGCGAUAUCAUUGCCGUGCGGCAGGGGUCGAUUCUGGGAACGAGCUUUCACCCGGAAUUGACGGAUGAUGCUCGUAUUCAUGCAUGGUGGUUGAAGCAGGUUCUUAAUGUUUAG